GCAAAACAGGCACGGCAGUCAAGUGGGGAAACAUAAAACCUGAAAAAUAGAUGCGUAUGAGUGCGCGUAAUGAGGAGCUGAAGGCACUCAGUGAGGGGAAAUGGUGUCAAGAAGCGGGAAGAGGGAGGAGAGGUCAAGAGGAUGACGCUGUAGCGGAAGGUGGCUACAGUAAGCGGUGGGCGUGUUCUUGUUUUGAUCUAUCACUGGGAAGCCCGGUGUCAUCUGUUGUGGAACAGAGUUGACAGUCCAGACCUGUGAGGACCAGGUGGGCAGGGGAUGCUGUACCUGGGAGACCACACUGCUCGAGCCCUACCUCUCUCUGGAUGAGGAUUCUUUUCACCAUGUGUGACACAUUUGGACAUUUUUUGCAUUUGUGCAUCUGACCAAAGGAAUAGAUUUUAAAUCCGAUUCGAAAGACUGUGAGUGUCCAAGCUGGAAGUGCAAGCAGCGUCUGAGGUGAGAGCACGUGUUUGUGUCAUGCUCGUGGCGGUGGCGUUGGUGGCGGCGGGUGCGGUCUGCGGCUCCACUGCGUCGUCCUUCCCUCUCUAGCAUGUGCUGAUGUGUGGCGUGGUAAAGCUGGCACCUGGGUAGGAGUUUGGCAGCACCGGAACCGGAGGGGGCAGAGCUCCCCUUUUCCCCCUCGAGGGGAGGGAGCGUUGGGCCUUAAACCCAAUGGCCCAGUUCGCCCUGUUCGCCAGCCUCAUCCCGGGUCACAGGGAGUCCUUCUAGCAAGCCGACCAAUCGGAUCGUACAAUGGAUGGACAUCUCUGUGGAUUUAAGGGAAAUAGUGCACUGGUGCUCCUGCAAAGGUCAGAGUGUGAACUGGACGCAUCAGGUGAAGACAGAAGAUAUAUUAGUAAACAAACCUGCGGGGACACAGGGCCACUUGGAAUCAUUUGAAGAAUGAUGAGCUCCAAGGAGGAGGAAACUAUUCGCUUCUUCCAGUACGUCGAGGAGAAUGGACUGAAAGCCUACAACGGUCUGCUGGCUCAGAACCUGGACCACGCCAGGAAUGAGAAGAAUAGGAUAUACCUGCAGGAGAAAAACGACAAGAAGAGAAAACAGGAGGAAGCCAUAAGGAGGACGGGGGAGGACAUAGCAACAGAAGGCAAGCACUUACGUAUGGGCUCCAUCACCAUGCCAGACCCCCAGGAACGCAUGCCCAUGCCCCAUCCGCACGCUCUAGCGUGUGGGCAGAGCUUCUCUGUGCGCUCACAGUCCCUUCACUCUGUGGGUGGCAACAGCGGGGGCGGAGACGAAGAGGUGGGGAGUCCUACGUCCAGGAAGCAGCCCCCGCCCAAGCCCAGGAGGGACCCGGCCACCAAGCUAAGCAUGUCGUCUGAGGCGGUGGACCACAGUCCCGUGUCCGCCUGCCGUGGAGACAGAUGUGACGCUCAAGGAUGUAGUGAGGAGUGCCGGAGGGUGCCACCACCCAAACCCAAGAGGAACCCAAACACACAACUGAGCGUUUCUUUUGAUGAAUCAUACAUCAAAAUCCACGGAGGCGGCGGAGUGUGCCCUCCCAAAGGGCUCCACCGCACCUGCUCCCCGUGCGAGCGUAAUGCCUCUCCGCUGCAGAGCGACGAGAGCCCCACCGACGACUGUGAGGAUGAACCCGUCUACAUCGAGAUGGGCGGGAUAGAUGUCGGUGCGCGAGAACUCUCAAAAAGCGAGGACGAGGAGCCAGGGGAGUCCGUGUAUGAGGAGAUGAAGUACCCCAUGCUGGAUGAUAUGGAAUACCGUACGGACCCGGUGGGAUGUCGCUCGGCAUGUCCUACCCCUGCACCGUAUGACCCUGAACCUCUCAGUCGAUGCUCCACUCCGAGAAACAUUCCUUUCUGUGACAUUCCAGCACCGUUUCCCAAUUUGCUGACCCACAGGCCUCCACUGCUGGUGUUCCCCCCAGCACCGGCCCAAUGCUCACCCAACUCAGAUGAGUCUCCCCUCACCCCACUUGAUGUCACCAAAUUGCCAAUGCUGGAGAACCAAUCUUACACCAAAUCGCCGACCUCCUCUGCCGAGCCGCCCUCCUCUGCGCACAUCCGCAGAGAGCUCACGGCCACUCCGACCCUCACCGUCUCUGGGCGCUCCUCCGCACCUCCCCUUCCCUGUACUCUCUACAAAUCUUCCACCUCAUCUUCCUAUCAGCGCAGUCACUCAGCAUGCCCAUCGCCAGUCAGCAUGGGCCGCUGCCUCACCCCUUUGAGCCUCAUGCGAACGCCGCCUUUCGACGCUCCAGUGCCAUUUCCGGGGGGUCUGCCAAGGAGCGCCUCGGCCACCCCUCAUGGGAAAGGGUCGCCGCCCCAAGAUGGCGUGGGGCGACUACAUGGCUCCAUGCAGAAUGUGUCGACAGGGCGUUCGCGGACACCCACGAGCCCGCUAGAUGAACUGACCAACCUGUUUACCACUGGAAGGAACAUGUUGAAGAAAAACACCAGCGGGAGAAAAUCCAAAGAGCCCGGAGAGCCUGAAUUGAAAAGUAAGUCCCACAGUGAUUCCAAGCGUGAAGGCAAGGAACGCCACAAUCACAGCAAGGACUCCAAGCGAGACCCUAAGGAGCGCCACAGCAAAGAGUCCUCUCAUCGCAGAGACAGAGACAAAGACAGAGACAGAGAAAAAGAUAGAGACAAAGAAAGGGAUCGAUCCAGCAAUGUGGAAUCACUGUCUCACAAGCACAACAGUAAAGAACGAAGCGGUAUGGAUGCACCACCUGUUCGCAGGGACAGCAGAGACAGCAGAGAACAAGGUUACAGCAGUGUGGAGCCCAUUCCAGUUAGAUGGGAUUCUAAAGACCGGAGUGGCAGUUCCGUAGAACCAAUUCCACUGAUAAGAAGAGACUCAAAAGAUAGAGGAAUUAGCAAUGGAGACCUGAUGCCGAGACGAGACAGCAAGGACAGGGGUGCAGGACAUGGAAUGGAGUCUUUACUUAAACAGGAGAGCAAAGACAGAGAGAGGCUUCUCGAUCAGGCACCAGAGUUGUUACCGAGACAAGACAGCAAAGAGAGUGCAAGGAAUGGUGUAGACUGUAGACACGAAAGCAGAGAGAGACUGCUGGAUCAGCCACCGGAGCUCUUACCCCGACAGGAUAGCAGGGAACGAGUUAGGAACGGAGUCGAUUCAAAGCACGAAAGCAGAGACAAGCCACCCGAGCUCCUAGCCCGACAGGAGAGUAAAGACAGAUUUAGAACUGGUUCAGAAUACAGGCACGAUAGCAAAGACUAUCGUCCCGAUUUGUUACCCAGACAAGACAGCAAAGAGAAGGCGAGGAAUGAAAUGGAGCACAGACAUGAGGGCAGAAUAGACCAGCCACCUGAGAUCCUUCCCAGACAAGAAACAUCCAAAAGCAGCAACACUAAGGACAGGGUCUCUGAAUCCAAGCAUGACAGCAGAGAUAGGAACAUCCAGAAUGGAGCAGACCUUCCACCACCACUUCAACCCAGGCAGGACAGUAAAGAUCUGAGCCGAUCUGGCCUCGAAGUAAGACGAGACAGCAAGGACCGAAGUCUGAACGGCUCAGAUCAGCACCAGUAUGACAGUAAAAUCACUAAGAGCCCUACUUCGAAGGAGUACAGGUAUGACAGCAAAGAAAGGGGCUAUAGAGCUGACGGAACGCCACGGCGAGAGAACAGAGCAAAUCACAGCAUGGAGCCAUCGAAAGCACAAGAGAGGAAUAGCAGCACAGUGUCGGGCCAGCAUUCAUCCACCACGACGCCUAUUCACAAGAGCAGAUCAACUGGUAGCCCCCCAAUGACUGUGGGCACCGGAAAUGAUAUGAAAGCAGCACCUAAAUAUGCCCGCUCACCUUCGAUGUCUGCUAAUCCUUCUCCAAUGGGGACGCCACAAAGGAGAGCAGCAGAGACUCAUCAGAGCCAGAUGCCCCAGAUGCCAUGGAUAUGCGGAGACACCACCAUGCUGGAGCAGAUCGAAAGGAAGCGAACGCUCUGUAAAGAAAUCCGCUCCAGACAACAUCCUCACCUGCAGAGGUAUCAGGAGAGGCCUCCUCCGGACAGGAGUGAGGACAGGCACCACGAGCGGAGUCAGUGCAAGCAAGAGAGCGCCUCAGUCCUCCCAGCUUGUGGGAAGAGCAGUGGGACCAAAAAGAUCCAUCCUCCUCCGUAUCCGACACAGACAACUGUAUUCUGGGACACUGCCAUUUGACUUGAUACAAACACAACUCACAUCUGCCACACAACCCAGAAUGAUCCCCUUCCUCUCCCUUUGGGAACUUCAAGACAACCAAUUAGAGCACCGGAGGGUGAUGCUCGCUGAUGUCAAAGGACAAUGGUGUUACCAUAGCAAUAUUUCUGCUUGUUCAGGUUGUCAUGUUUUCUUAUCAUCGCUGGUGAUAUUUGAUAUUUUUCUAUUUCAUGUGGCUGGAUUCUUGUAAUAUAACUAGUAGAGUAGAUAUUUGAUGAAUAGAUAUUUUCUAAAUCAGAUGGGGAUUAAAGAGCAUCAUAAAUUAUGUAUAGUAGAUGUAGAUGCCAUCUAACAUUUGAUAUUUUCGUUUUUUUUGUUUUUGUUAUAUUGGUUAUUUUGAGUUAAAAUAAUCUAUGAAUACUUGUCCUGUGGGAGCAUAACUUUCUUAUGCCCAACACUUUUUUGUGCUUAAAAACACUCAAAUGAAUGGUCUAUUCAGUUUUGUCUGCAUUUAUUUGACAUUUUCACUAUUGUAUUGUAAGUUAAGGAGUUGUGUCGACAUUAGGGAUGGGUUUAAUCGAUUGUUAAGUGUGCAACGGAUUGUUGAUUAAUUGUGGUUUGAAGCAUUUAAGGCAAAAUGGAGUGCACUCAGCGCUGUUGAUUCAGUCUCACCUGGUUCGCUGUCUAAAGAGGGGCAACACGGCAGCUAUCGGAAGUUCAGCUAAAUCCACACAGGCAGCAUUUUUUUUCUCAAUUCAGCACUGUUAGCAAAACAAGUUCAGCACAAUCAGAGAGAUUCUCCCAUCCCAUGAAAAGAACAAGAACAUGUGUCCCGUUGUCAAUCAAGGAAAUGUAAAAUGCCCAUCCCUAAUGGACAUGCUUCAGAUUUCUAUCCUUGCCUGCUCCAGUUUGUUCUACAAUGCACAACAGUCAUAGCUAGAACAGAAGCAGGAAUCUUUGGGCAAUUCUGUUUGUCUAUUACGGUAUGAAGUCAUGUCAUCAAAUCCUUUGAAAGGGAAAAACUGUAGGCAGAGUGUAGUAGGUUGGCAGAGAAAGUGUGAUUAUUUCUGUAGUAUUUUACGACACCAAUACGGGUGUGUCGGAGAGGUAGCAAAUUAGAAUAUACAUUAUUAACAGUAUAAUUUCCAAAACCAGCCAAAGCCUGUUUUAAACGAGAAACUGUGUGAUUGCACUUUGGAUGGGUUGGUUAUUAGAAAUGAGGUUGGUGACAACAGUUGGCUUAUUGAACGCAGGCGCCUUUACUUUGCCAUGCACACUGCAAAUAUCAGAACACAGUGUAAAUACUUGAUGCCAACAACCAGCCUGUACAAUCAACACCUGAGCUUUUAGAACAUGUCUUGAUUUUACUGCAGAUUAUAAUAGCCAUAUGCACUUGCUUAAGAAAUACCUUUCAAGAUAAUGCUUGUAUACAGUAUAUAUUUUUGAAAAUGUGACAAGUUGUAAGCUGUGCCAUGUGCAUUUUAUUUGGCAGGGAAGGUAAAAGAUUCAUUCGGGAUUGGCUGUGUGUAACACGCAGUCACUGACUGAUUGGUUGUCCCUGGAUAUAUUGCGAUUGGCUGGAAACAAGGACCUAUAUCAUGGCAAAGGCAAAAAAAUUAAUAAAAAAGUGAAUCUAAGGACAGGGGUUGCACAAAGGCCUCCGAAUCUCUAAGGUUUUCAGAAGAAAACUGCACUGCCCAUCAUUGUUCCAUCACAUCCAAUUAGGCUGGUAACAUUGACCCCUCUCCCUCUGCUCUCUCCCACUACCUCAACCUCAACCUCCCACUUUCAUCAUCUCAAUUGGUCCCAUUUUGCACAUUAAAAUGCAAUGUCCACAUUGCCAAAUAGUAUGGGUUUGACAGCUGAGCUACAGUACUCAGAGUGCAAGUGCAGUAAUCCUCUCAACACCACAGAGGUCCCGCUGUGUUGUACCCGUAUGCGUGAGCGCGUGAGAGGGAGUGAGCUCUGUGUUUGUGUGUGCCUAGCUACAAUGUAUGCAAGUUGAAUCUACAAGAAAAAAAUAUGAUUGUUUUAAAAUGUUAACUUUGCCCCACACCCAUAAUAUUUGGGAAGGCGGGGUAGAGUUUGGAAAUGUAAUAACGAUGAUGUACAAUCUUUUUGUGUGUAUAAACGUGCACUGUGAAAAGGUAGAGAGAGCACCACACUGUCAGAGUCCUCUGUCUUAUUGCACUGAGUGUUCUCUUGUUUUGCGUAUUUAAAAAAAAAAAAAAAAUUAAAAAAGGAAAAUAUGUUUGAAGGGGAAAAAAAGUACAGUAUUCUGAUUGUCACUUGGGUUUGUUAAGAGAAAUAAAUAAAUAUGAACUUGAAACCUUCCAUGGGGGGGGAAAAAAUGACUGAUUGUGAAAUUAAUUAUUUUCUACUACAGUAUUGAUGCAAACA
Molecule: messenger RNA, 6537 nt
Organism: Phyllopteryx taeniolatus (common seadragon)
Lineage: Eukaryota; Metazoa; Chordata; Actinopteri; Syngnathiformes; Syngnathidae
Gene: nyap2b
Product: neuronal tyrosine-phosphorylated phosphoinositide-3-kinase adaptor 2b
Exons: 7
Coding region: 904-4158 (1084 amino acids)
Biological process (GO): neuron projection morphogenesis; phosphatidylinositol 3-kinase/protein kinase B signal transduction
Source: RefSeq, a predicted model, not a curated record